AUGAAUGCGUUUUUCUACGACUACGAUGAUUUCGAUCACACGACGACCCUGGUGGAUUGGUUCGAGACUGACCUGAGACAUUCAACAAACUCCACUGACAAAGCUUCAGUCGGCUGGGGAAACUUCCAGCAGCAGACGGUCAUUGGGAACAGACAAUCUGAUAAAACGCACUGUUUCUGCAAGAAAGAAUGCCACAGCCAUAACAAGAAAACUUCAGACCCCGUGGAGUUCAGACAGCAGUCACAAGAAACUACCGACUAUUCGGAAUAA
Candidula unifasciata is the source of this 270-nucleotide messenger RNA. Lineage: Eukaryota; Metazoa; Mollusca; Gastropoda; Stylommatophora; Geomitridae. The record is from the annotation of a GenBank genome assembly.